Molecule: messenger RNA, 3039 nt
Organism: Trichechus manatus latirostris (Florida manatee)
Lineage: Eukaryota; Metazoa; Chordata; Mammalia; Sirenia; Trichechidae
Gene: CLMN
Product: calmin
Exons: 13
Coding region: 1-3039 (1012 amino acids)
Biological process (GO): negative regulation of cell population proliferation; nuclear migration
Cellular component (GO): nuclear outer membrane; meiotic nuclear membrane microtubule tethering complex; cytoplasm
Molecular function (GO): actin filament binding
Source: RefSeq, a predicted model, not a curated record
AUGGCUGCGCACGAAUGGGACUGGUUCCAACGCGAGGGCUUCAUCGGGCAGCUCAGCGACAUCCGAGUCCAGAACCUUCAAGUUGAGAGGGAAAAUGUGCAGAAGAGGACUUUUACUCGCUGGAUCAAUCUACAUCUGGAAAAGUGCAACCCUCCACUAGAAGUUAAAGAUUUAUUCAUUGAUAUACAAGAUGGCAAAAUCCUAAUGGCUUUGUUAGAAGUUCUCUCUGGGCGAAAUCUGCUGCAUGAAUACAAGUCCUCAUCCCAUCGUAUUUUUCGGUUGAACAACAUAGCGAAAGCACUUAAGUUUUUGGAAGAUAGCAAUGUAAAAUUGGUUAGCAUCGAUGCAGCGGAAAUAGCAGAUGGCAACCCCUCUUUGGUUCUUGGGCUGAUAUGGAACAUAAUCCUCUUCUUCCAGAUUAAGGAGCUCACGGGAAACCUCAGCAGAAACUCUUCAUCUUUGAGCCUGUCACCUGGCUCGGGAGGCACAGACUCGGACUCCUCCUUCCCACCCACACCCACUGCAGAGAGGAGCGCCGCGCUGUCCCUCAAAGACCAGAGGAAGGCCAUCAAGACCCUGUUGGCGUGGGUGCAGAGGAAAACGAGGAAGUAUGGCGUGGCGGUUCAGGACUUUGCGGGCAGCUGGAGAAGUGGGCUGGCUUUCCUGGCUGUGAUAAAGGCCAUUGACCCCAGCCUGGUGGACAUGAGGCAGGCUCUAGAAGAUUCCACACGGGAAAAUCUAGACAAGGCUUUUAGCAUCGCACACGAUGCCCUUCACAUCCCCAGACUCCUGGAGCCGGAAGAUAUCAUGGUUGACAUGCCAGACGAGCAGUCCAUCGUGACCUACGUGGCACAGUUUCUGGAACAUUUUCCGGAGUUGGAAGCUGAAGAUUUUGUGGAUUCAGAUAAAGAAUUUCCUAUUGAGUCAACAUUUGUCCGCAUCAAAGAUACGCCUCCUGAGGAGGAAAGCAGAGUCUUCCUUGUGACUGAAAAUGGGGAGCGUGCCUACACCAUCAACCAUGAGACCAGCCACCCCCCACCCUCCAAAGUCUUUGUGUGUGACAAGCCCGAGAGUGUGACGGGGUUCCAGCUGCAGCCCUGCCUGGGUGGUGCUUCCAGUGGUGCGCUGCCAGACAGCUCCCAUGACCUAAUGCACCAGAUCAUCGACCAGGUCCUCCAGGGUGUCCCCUACAAGGCCAGUGACGUCGGUGAGCCAUCGCCAGAGACUUCCAUUUUAUCAUCCAGAAAGGACAGCCGCAGAGCCAACUCUUUGCCAGCCAAGAAGACCGUCCACUUUGAGACUGACAUUUACAAGGACGCUUCCUGCAGUAAAGACCCUUUCGGCGGUCAAGGUGUUUGCGUUGAAGGGAGCCCGAGAGGGGCAAAGGAGUCUUUGAAGCAGGAUGGACACGUCGUGGCUGUUGAGGCUGACGAGGGAAAGAAACCAAAACAGGAAGCCCCAAAGGACCCGGAAGCAGCCUCUGACAAGGCCCUGGAUGACGUUUCUUUGGCGGAUGCUAAGGCCAGUGACUCUCAGUCUUCCCCGGGUCCUCCCACCUGGAACGGGGCACUGGAGAAUACAGCUGACCACAUGGGAGAAAGCCGUCCUAUUGUGUCACCUGGAGAAGACGCCACUGUGGCUGAUUCCUUGGAGAUCACGGUUAAGCUGAUGAAUGUAGAAGCUAUGGAUAAAGAAGACUAUUUUGAAAGCAUACCGUUAAAAGCCUCUAAAUUUAAUAGUGACCUAGUCAGUUUUGCCUCUACCAGCCAUGCUUUUGAUGAGACUCCUUCACUUCAUGAAGACAAGCCCACCGAGAGUGACGCCUCAGAGGGUCAUGCUGAAAAACUGGGCAAAAGGAUAGCUAAGUCUGCCCAUAAAGAGAAAGAGUCAUCCGCGUCCCAGGUUACGGCUGACCAACCCGCACCUCACAAGGACCCUGGCCAAGACGUGCAAGGUUCUUUGGUGCCAGAAGAGGCACCUAUAGAUAAGAAACAAGGGGUAUAUGAAAAGGCGAAGCAGAAGUCCGUGCGUCAUCAUGGCGAGGAAGAGGAGGAAGAAGAGGGGUUCCAGGGGGAUGACGGAGAACUGCCUUCCAACCCCCCGAGCAGUAGCGUCAGCCUGGAGACCCUCAGGAGUCACAGCGAGGAAGGCCUGGACUUCAAGCCCUCCCCACCCCUCUCGAAGGUCUCUGUCAUUCCCCACAACCUCUUCUACUACCCACACUACGAGAUGCCCCUGGCUGCAGUUCUGGAGGCUUUCACUGAAGGCCCGGAGGACUUGAAAAAUGAAGACGCAGGUCUUGAAGACCCCGACGAUUAUUUGCAGGACCUGGACUCGAGGGAGGAGGAGGCCGAUGACGCUCAGAUCGGCUGCAGUUUUUUGGUGACAGGCAAGGAGCUUCCCAGGGCGAGUGACCAGGUGCCAUAUCUCGACAGGGGAGCUGUGGGCACCCUACGAGCCCCAGACCCCACGCCCUCAGCCCACCAUGAGGACCACCAGCAAGGGGAGGCCACUGAGAGCGACCCCUCAGAGAGGGAUCAGUCCCAGAAAUCCCCAAACUCGGAAAACUUAGUCAACCCUAUAGAAGAAAAGAUAAAGGAAGAAUCAACCAGCAGUAAAAAAAAGGAGAAAAGGAAACACGUGGACCACGUAGAAAGUUCGAUAUUUAUAGCGCCUGGAACUGUUCGAUCCUCGGAUGACCUAGAAGAAGACAUUGCUGUUCACAAAAUUCCCUCCAGGACUAGUCACAGUGACUCCAGCAUUUACAUUCGACGACAUACUAAUAGGUCUUUAGAAUCGGAUCAUUUUAGCUAUGUUCAAUUGAGGAAUGCCGCUGAUGUGGACGACAGAAGAAACCGAAUGUUAACAAGGAAGGCCAACAACUCGGGCGAGGCCAUGUUGCCGGGCAGCCACAGCCCGCUGAGCGACUCGCUGACACAGUUUGUCCAACAGCCAGACAUGAUGUAUUUUAUCCUCUUCCUCUGGCUCCUGGUCUACUGCCUGCUGCUCUUCCCCCAGCUGGACGUCAACAGGCUCUGA